Messenger RNA from Abrus precatorius (Indian licorice), 711 nucleotides. Its product is annotated as truncated transcription factor CAULIFLOWER D-like. Bases 1 to 711 code for a protein of 236 amino acids. Lineage: Eukaryota; Viridiplantae; Streptophyta; Magnoliopsida; Fabales; Fabaceae. Gene Ontology annotation, molecular function: RNA polymerase II cis-regulatory region sequence-specific DNA binding; protein dimerization activity; DNA-binding transcription factor activity, RNA polymerase II-specific. The transcript is spliced from 8 exons. Gene Ontology annotation, cellular component: nucleus. The record is from RefSeq and is a predicted model, not a curated record. Gene Ontology annotation, biological process: positive regulation of transcription by RNA polymerase II.
AUGGGAAGAGGGAGGGUGGUUCUUGAAAGAAUAGAGAACAAGAUCAAUCGCCAAGUAACCUUCUCAAAGCGUAGAAGUGGAUUGCUGAAGAAAGCUUUUGAGCUUUCUGUGCUGUGUGAUGCUGAAGUGGCUCUUAUAAUAUUUUCUAGCCGUGGCAAGCUUUUUCAGUACAGCAGCACUGAUGUUAACAAAAUCAUUGAGAGGUAUCGCCAAUGUCGUUACAACAAAUCACAGGCUGGCGAUUCUUUUGAACAUGAAUCACAGAGCUACCAUGAGUUCUUGAAAUUAAGAGCGAAAUAUGAAUCUCUGGAACGGACACAAAGGCAUUUUCAAGGAGAAGAACUGGAGCCACUAAGCUUUAAAGAAUUACAGAGCCUUGAGAAACAACUAGACAUAACGCUCGCACUAGCUCGUCAGCAGCAAAUGAAGAAGCUUAUGGCACGAACUGAUGAAUUACGUGAAAAGGUGCACAACUUGGAGGAGCUUAACAAUCAAUUACAAUCCAAGGAAAGAGAUGGAUUCUCAGACCUCGUUCCUGAUAAUAACAACAAUAUUCAAUUACAUGACACACAAGCUAACCAUUUUGAAUCUGAGACAACAUUAAAUACAUGGUUUCGACAUCAUGAAGCUACUUCAAAAGGAAAAAUAAUUGACAGUGGAACAGAAGAUAAUCAAAGGAAUCACCACAAAAACAAUGGAUGGUUGCAGUGA